GCAGGAGCUGACUCUCUGCCUGAUUUCCCAGCUCGCUGAGGUUUCUUCCACUGACCACAAUGAACAAGUUCCUGUGCUGCACGCUUGUGCUCUUGGACAUUUCUGUUAAGUGGACCAUCCAGGACGACUCUCCCCCCAAGUACUCCCAUUACGACCCAGGGACAUCUCGCCAACUGCUGUGUGACCAGUGCCCCCCCGGGAGCUAUGUGAAGCAGCACUGCACAGCCACCAGCCCCACGCAGUGUGCCCCGUGUCCGGACCAGUACUACGCCGAAGAGUGGAACAGCAACGAUGAAUGCCAGUACUGCAGCACCGUUUGCAAAGAGCUGCAGUACGUCAAGCAGGAGUGCACCAGCACGCAGAACCGUGUCUGCGAGUGUGUUGAAGGCAGAUACCUGGAGCUGGAGUUUUGUUUAAAGCACACGGAGUGUCCUCCUGGGUUUGGUGUUGCACAGCUAGGUACCCCGGAGAGUGACACUGUGUGUGAGAGAUGUCCAGAAGGAUUUUUCUCAAAUGAAACAUCAUCGAAAGCAGCCUGUCUAAAGCACACGAACUGCAGUGCUCUGGGUUUAAAAACAAUACUAAAGGGAAAUGCAGUGCGUGACAACAUCUGUCAGGAAAAUACAGAUACGACACCUCAAAAAUGUGGAAUAGAUGUAACCCUGUGCGAGGAGGCUUUGUUCAGGUUUGCUGUUCCUACUCAGCUCACACCUAACUGGCUGAACAUCCUAGCAGAGAGUUUGCCUGGAACAAAGGUUAGCACAGAAAACAUCGAAAGGAUUAAACAAAGGCACAGUCCUCAAGAGCAGACCUUCCAGCUUUUGAAAUUAUGGAAGCAGCAAAACAAAGAACAGGAUAUGGUCAAGAAGAUCAUUCAAGAUAUUGAUCUUUGUGAAAACACUGUCUUAAAGCAUAUUGGCCACCCAAACCUCACCUUUGAACAUCUCAACACACUGAUGGCAAGCUUACCAGGCAAGAAAGUGGGAAAAGAAGACAUCGAGCGCACAAUGAAACUAUGUCAGCCUACAGAGCAAGUUCUGAAGCUUCUCAAUCUGUGGAGGGUAAAGAAUGGCGACCAAGACACCAUUAAGGGUUUAAUGUAUGGACUGAAGCACUUGAAAACAUACCACUUUCCAAAACGAACCAUCCAAAGUCUGAAGAAGGUGAUUAAGUUUCUGCACAGAUUUACAAUGUAUAGAUUAUACCAGAAACUCUUUUUGGAAAUGAUAGGGAACCAAGUUAAAUCAGUGAAAGUAAGAUGUGUCUAAUUCAAGAUAUUUUUCAUUCUCCACUGACUAUUAUUCCCUAAUUACUGCCAGCAGUAAUUAAACUGGAACGUUGUUUUUUUUUUCCUACAUUAUGUCUUACUAUUUAUAGAAAUGCCUGACUGGAAUAGCUCUAAGUCUUUUGCAGUGUUGUUGGAGGGGUUUU
Molecule: messenger RNA, 1431 nt
Organism: Nestor notabilis (Kea)
Lineage: Eukaryota; Metazoa; Chordata; Aves; Psittaciformes; Psittacidae
Gene: TNFRSF11B
Product: tumor necrosis factor receptor superfamily, member 11b
Exons: 5
Coding region: 60-1268 (402 amino acids)
Biological process (GO): signal transduction
Molecular function (GO): protein binding
Source: RefSeq, a predicted model, not a curated record